Paramecium pentaurelia is the source of this 1550-nucleotide messenger RNA. The record is from the annotation of a GenBank genome assembly. NCBI's taxonomy places the organism in Eukaryota, Ciliophora, Oligohymenophorea, Peniculida, Parameciidae.
AUGUCUAAAUAAGAUAUGAAGGAAAUAAAUGACUUGUUAGUUUUAGAUUAUGAUGUAUUUGGAAAAUGCAAUGAUAUGAUGGUAGUUUUAAAUUGAAUAUUUAAAGAGUUUUAUCAAAUCUACACAACCUGUUCAAAAAGAUGAUCCAUAGAUAUGUAAAAAAGUUAGUGCAGUAGCAAAAUUAAUAAAUUAACUAAUAAAAUUUUUAAAAGAUUCAGAUAAUUCUAAUUUAAAUAAUUUACCAGAUUAUUAUGAUAUUGUGUACUUGUUGAAUAAUAACUUAUAAAAUAAUUUAACAGUUCAAGCUAAAAAAAUGUAAUUAAUAGAAGCAAGCAAUUAUGAAUUAAAAAAUUAGAUAACAAUUUAAACUUAAAAAAUAUAAUAAUUGAAUAAAGAUUUAUAAAUUAAAGAUAAGGAAAAUUAAUAAUUAAGAAAAGAGGUAAUAUUAUUAUAGUGUAUCUUAGAUUAAAGCAUUAAAACAUUAAAUAUAAUAACUAGAAUACUUAGAGUUUUAAGUAGAAUAAGAAAUGAAUAAUCAAAAUUAAAGUUUAAAUGAGGAUAAUAAUCUAUUAUAAAAUGAAAUUACUUAAUUAAAAUAUUAGAUAGAAUUAAAGGAAAAUACUAUUAAAUAUCAAGAAGGAGAGAUAAAGUUAUUAAAAUUAUAAUUGUAAAGAAUUUAAGGUGAUUAAAGGCAAGAUAUAAAACAUCAUCUUUUUUAUGAAUAAUAAUAAAUAUUUAAAGAGAAUUAGGAAUUGCUUAAUAAAAUUAAUUAAUUAUCUUUUAAAAAUAAUUAUCAACCUAUUGAAAAUGUAUAAAAAGGAAAAGAACAUCAAAAUGUGAAAGAAAAUAAAAUAUAGAGUUAGUAAAUAGAAAUAAUGUAAAAUAGAAUCUUUAAUUUUCUUAAUUAAUUAUCAUUACAUGGCUUUUUAAUUAGUGCUUGGAUAGGAGCAUAUGUAAUUAUAUAAUAUUAUAAAUGAUCAUUUAUUAUUAUAUUAAUUUAAUUUAUUUAAUUAUAUUAUAAAUUUCAAGAUGGUAACUUAUCAUAUAUAUUCAAUCAGCAACCUAUUAAUGAUAUUAAUGUAGAUGAAGUAUUAAAAGGAUUAUCAAAUGUGGAAGGUGCAAAUGGUUUUGUGAUAUUUAAUUAAGAUUGUAAUUAAACUAUAUUCAUAAUUAUUAGGUAUUCCACUAAAAAGAUCAGAAAAGAAUAUUACUUACGAUAAAGCUGUUCAUAUGUCUGCUUUAGUGGCUGAUUUAUGGAAUGUCACUAAGAAAUGCAUUCAAAGAGAAUUAAGAAGUGCUGAUGUAUUCAUUUAACAAAAUAAUUUAGAAUGAUCUUGAAAUUAUUAGAAUAAGAACAAAAGCCCAAUCAGAAUACAUUAUUUCCUAAUGUAAUAUUCAUACUUAUUUAAUAAUAAGAGGGUGAUUUUACAAUGAUAGGCAUACAAUUAUGUGGAAAAGCAAUAGAAGAGGCUAAACUAGCUGCAGCUGUAGAAGCUUAAGCAGCUGCUGAAGCAGAAAAGGCAAAAAAAGGAGAUAAGGAAUAAAGUUGA